CGAAACCCUGCAGCGUUCAAGUCAACUGGGAGUGGUCCGAAAGGACCGAAUGAGGGUUUGGCAACAUUCAAGUUCCGGACGUGUUUCCGGAUAUGCCCAAAACGAUCAUUAAUUAAAGGCAAAUGGCGUUUUGCAAGAAUCAGGCACGAGAUGGACUGUGAGAUCCUGGCAUUGAGACCUCUCCUCAACAUGGAAAGGGGCUUGAGCGCCAUGGAAUCCAUGGGUUCUUGCAGUCCCAUGAGCUAUUGUAUUGGACAGUCUCAUUGCAGCACACGGGGGCUGUUGGUGGUUUAUAGAGGAGCUAGGGGAGGCGAAAGUGAAGCUGGUGCCUAGAGCGGGAGGUUGACACGGAGUUUCGGCACAGAAGUCUUGCUUCACCACGAUGAGAUGCCGGUUGAAGGAGAGGCUCUUGAGAGCGAUUGUGGUGUCGCACCUGCAGAGCCAUGAACAGCAGUCUAGCAACUUGAAGCAUCCUCAUGCCAGUUGCAGUCCUAGGCUGACCGGUCAGUUCUUACGCACCUACAGUGGUAGAGCAUGCCACUCCGGCCCAACAAGUGCCAAUCGUCAACGUACAUACGGUGAUUUCUGCUCAGUGCCACAAGUCAUGGAGAUACGGCAGGUCUGCCAUGACACUGCACUGCAGCCCACGCACGCAACCAACCAGCCACAGUGACGCUCAGUAAUAAUUCCUGGAGCGGAGGAAUGAAAGGUUCGCAGGAGUCAGAAGCAAGGGCCAAGCAGGAGAUGCUUUGGCAUGAUUGGAAGGAAUGAUGGUGAUCCGUCGUCAUGGACACAUGUCAUAUUUUGGACCACGGUUUGAUGCCCGCUGAGGCGUUUGAGGAGUAAAAAUGGGAAAAGAGUAACUGAAGCCGGACUCGGCGAGGGAUACAGACCUCGAGGUAGGCGUGAACGAAAGGGGCGCAGGCAGUCGGAUCUAGUAGUAGGACUAGUAGGAGUAAUAAGGCAGUGUCGAGUGGUCUGCCAGAGGUACAUUCACCGGCCAUGGCCACCAGUUGUAGCAGUGCCAGUAGUGCUGGAUUGAAUGUCCGGAUUGUUACAGGUCUGUACUGGAAGGAUAGAGGCGCAGGGCAACCACUGCGGGAGAACAGAGUUAAGCGGAUUGGGGGGUUUUUACAGGCAGAUUACAGCGAACUUGAAUGCCAGUGCCUGCGCCCAGUGAAUGCAUCGCGGUUCAGCCACUGCAGUACUUACCGUAGGUAUGUACAGCACUGGCACCCAGUGACUGCAAUGUACAGUGACUGCAAUGCCAGGGCAAUGCCAGUGCCAGGCCACUGCUACAACUUUACUGCUGCUAAUAUACCAGAUAGUACAGUGGUAAUACUGUGGUACUGACUGCCCUGCACUGCACUGCAAUACUAGAGUGAGUGCAUCACGGCCACUCUCCAGUCUGCGCCAACUUGACUUGCCCGUGAACUUCAACUUGACCUGCGCCAGUCCCGGUCUUGGCAGAUCCCCUUUCCUUUCAAAAUUUCUCUGGAGCCGCUCUUGCUCCCAACUGCGCUUCUCGCUACAGACUCUACCACGCAAAUUACUUCGAUUUGCGCCUCUGUAUCAUCUGAGGCUCAUCUGGCACUGUCAACCUCUCAGUUGUCGUGCCUCAUUUCACCCUUUGCCACAGAGCUUAGCUUGUCUCCUCUGCUGCGGAACUCCGAUCUCAACCGUUCGGAACUGCCUGCGUUCAAAGAAUCUCCCCUCAGGAAUUUUCCUUGAAACAGACCGACCAACUUCGCCUUCGACCAUCACCACCAGCAAAAGAGCGGCUUCCGUUGAUUCGAGACAGUCGCCGCUUCGUGGUCACUUGUCGAACGAAAUCCUCAUACCGUUUACUUCCCUGCCGGCUCGGGCGACGUUUUCAGUGAAAGCUGUGUUUGUCAUCACGAUCCUUUCAGCUUUCGCCUGACCUCGCGAGCCUCCAUCAUUGUCUUCGGAUCCAUUUAUACUCUCUGAAUGACAUCCCCAUCUCCGCAAUCUUCUUCUGCUCAAUCAAAACCUGCUUCUUCCGCAGCAGGCGCACCUCCUUCAACCGCCGCGACCGGAUCGAAUUUGGCUUCACAAGGCCGAACCUCGUUUCCAUCUGCCGGGAAACAGCCGUCUUCUUCCACGCCAAAUGCAUCGGAGUCCAACAACAUGUCUGCAGCAGUUGGAGGCGCUCCGCCCACACAAGGUCAUGGCGAGUCUGUGAACGGAAGAAAUACCACUAUUCCUGCUAUCCCUUCGGUCAACGGCAGUGUGUCCCUACCGGACCAUACGCGCAAGCCUUCCAUGACAGUCACACCUGCAGGCGCUACAGGGUUCCCCGCGAACGGACGAGGGCCAGGUGGACCUCAGAACAAGCCUGGCAUACGUUUUGGAUCGCUGGACGGCCCCAAUCCCGCGGGUUCUCCUGCGAUGGGAACGCCCCCUUCGUUGGCGCACGAAAAUUCGUCAAAUCUCAGCGUCAAUCAGCACAACCCUGGAGCAGCUUCUCCUUCUAACUCUCCAUCCCCGAUUCCCCAGCCGGCGUCGGUCAGUGGAGGCCGCCCGCCCCCAUCCUUCCAGGCACAAGGCAACGGUUUGUCGUUUGGACAACUCGAUCCACAUGAUCCAAGUGGUCUUGCUCGGCCAAUGUCUCAAAUGCAAUUUGGUCCACAACAAGAGCAUAUGAGACGAGGAUCCUCACAGUCCAUCCAUAGCGAUGCCGGUGGCCCAGGUCUGCCGACAGGCCCGGGCCGUGGUGGAUACCAGGCUGGUCGUGGCAGAGGAUAUCAUGCAUCCUUCCAGCAAUCUGGGAACCCAUCCUUCCGCCCUCCGCCCAACGGCCGAGGCCUACAAGGCGGCUAUCAAAACCGAGGGCAGCAAAUGCCCUACCAAGGCUCGCCUGCUAUGGGUACCCGCAGCCCUGCGCUCGUUAAUGCUACCCCAGGAACCCCGAACAUGGCCCCCAUGCAUAUGGUGCCCGGAAUGCAAGGACAACCCAAUGGAUAUUAUAUGGGACCCCAACAUGCUUUUGGUAUCCCCACCCAAGCUGAUCCUAGUAUUCAAAUGUUGUAUAACCAACAAUACUAUGGACAACCAGGACUGCAGGGUCAAUACCCUCCUCAGUACAUGCCGCCCCAAUCUCCUCGCCCUCCCUAUCAACAGCACGGCUUUGCACCGAACAUGCAACCUGCUUUUAGUAACCAGGGCGCCGUUCCUCCCUCGAUGUCGCGGCAAUCCUCUCAAAUGUCGGCACCUGAUCGUCCUGGUUCCAGCAUCGGACAGCAACCGCAGACACCAGCUCCUUCUGGCCCAGCACAUAACGCAGCGCGCACUCCAAGUGUGUCUGCUCAGAAACCAAGCUACACAAUUCCUCCCAAGAAGAGUGCGGCAAUCACCAUCAAGAACAGCGCGGGAGAAGUCGUUUCUUUCAACAAGCCCCCUGCUUCUCCUGCCAGUGCUACGCCUGCAUCAGUCAAUGUUGUUCCCCAGCCUACACCUACACCUCCAAGUCGUACAGGCAGUGCAGCCGAUAAUGCCCAUGGACGGACCGAUAGCACGAGUACAAAGACGGCAGAGGAGGCGAAGAAGACUUUGCAGGAAGCCAUUGCAAGGAAGAUUGCCGAAGACGAGGCCAAGAGCAAGCUAGAGAAAGAGCUCGCCGAAAAGCAACAAAAGGAGCAGAUGGACAAGGAGGCCGCACAAGCCGCUGAACGCGAAGCUGCCGAAGCCAAAGUGAGAGCCGAAGCUCUUGAGAAAGAGGCCAAAGAAGCUGAUGCUCGGACGGCCACUGAAGCGGCUGAGGCCUCUGAGCCCGCGAAGAAGGCUGAGGAAGACGAGACCAAGAAAGCCAAAGAGGAGAAGGCCAAGGAGACCCCCGCUGAAGCGGCCAAGUCAAAUGAAGACGAAAUCGACUACGACGCCAUUGAGGCUGAAAUGGCGGCUCUGGAAGCCGAAGAGGCCCGACGUGAGGAAGAAUACAAGAAAAAGAAAGCUGCCGAACUUGAGGCCAAACGAAAGAAGGAGGCUGAGGAGGCUGCCGCAUAUGAAGCCAACAUGAAAGAACUAGAGCGCAAGGCUGAAGAAGAGGAGUUGCGACGUGAGAAGGAGAAGACUCAAAAGGGGGCCGAAGACGAUACCAACAAGAAGCUGUUUGCCGAACUCAAGGCAAAUCCCUUCGGUACGCCUGCGUCGGUCGAAAGCCCUGCGGCCCAUACUCCUGUCGAAAGUGGUACCGCCACCCCAGUUUCGGAUGUGUCCAUGCCUCCUCCAGCCAAAGCCCCCGGUCGACGUGGCAAGGCUGCUGAACUCACCCUCGACACAAAGAAGCCUAUUGAGCCACCGGAGCCGAGCGCGACUUUGAAGGCCUUGCAGUCAGCUAAAAAAUUGGACGAUCUCUCGAAGGUCACGUAUCCUCCUGAGAUCGCAUCACCAAAUCCUGCCCUCAAUGCAAAUGCGCCGGCUGAUCGCAAGUUCAAGUACAACAAGGAAUUCUUACUCCAGUUCCAGAGUGUGUUCAAGGAGAAGCCAACGCUGGACUGGGAUCUCCGGAUUCGGGACGCUUUAGGCGAUGGAGAUUCUUCCGCCCGGCCCAGCGCCUCCGCAAGGACACCCUCGGGCAUGGGCGGCCGCAGUGCUUCUUCUCGCGGUGCUGCAGCUAUGAACCAGUUUGCACCGAUGGGAAGCUUUGCUGGUGGUGCUCGGGCUCCUCUACCACCUGGCACAACUUCCGAACAGCGAUUUGCCGCCUCGAAUGCUGCUAUGAGAAGCGGUGCGUUGGCCGGUAAUCCAUUUGCCCAAUUCGGCCGUACUGGCCAAGGCGCUCCCGCCAUGGGACGUACUCCAUCAAACAAUCCGCUCGGCCAAAUCCCUGGAUCCCCGCGUGUUGGUGGCGCAAGCCGAGGUGGUUCCCGUGCCGAAAGCAAGCGAUCGAAACAGUCCGGCAAGCACGCCGCCGAAGAGAACAAAGCCAUGCCUCUUACUGCUGGUAUGAACAUCACCGGACUGGAAGUAUCGGCUACUGGAUGGAAACCUCGCAGCGUUGGCCAAAAUGCAAACUCUGGUCCUGCUCCUGGUGGCGAUGGUUUGCUGGAGCCCGAUGUCGUCCAGCGGAAGGUCAAGGCCGCGCUCAACAAGAUGACGCCGGAGAAGUUUGACAAGAUUUCGGACCAGAUUCUAGAGAUUGCUGCCCAAUCCAAGCAUGAAUCAGAUGGUCGCACGUUGCGCCAGGUCAUCCAACUCACGUUCGAAAAGGCAACAGACGAAGCCCACUGGGCCCCGAUGUAUGCAGCCUUCUGCAGAAAGAUGUUGGAGAGCAUGAGUCCUGAAAUUCGGGAUGAAGGCAUCAAGGACAAGGCCGGAAAUGUCGUCACAGGUGGUAAUCUCUUCAGAAAAUACCUUCUCAACCGCUGCCAAGAAGAAUUCGAGCGCGGCUGGAAGGUCAACCUGCCUGCGCGACCAGAAGGGCAGAGCGAAGAGGCAGCCAUGCUAUCCGACGAGUACUAUAUCGCUGCCGCCGCCAAGCGACGUGGAUUGGGUCUUGUCAAGUUCAUUGGUGAACUGUUCAAGUUGUCCAUGUUGACCGAACGUAUCAUGCACGAAUGUGUCAAGAAGCUGGUGGACUAUGAAGGUACGCCUGAAGAGGCGGAGGUGGAAAGCUUGACGAGUUUGUUGCGCACCGUGGGCAAGCAGCUCGAUAACCCCGAGAGCAAAGCUCAAGGCCGUAUGGAUGUCUACUUUGAGCGGAUCAACUCCAUGAUUGCCCUGCCUGAUCUACCGAGCCGUCUUCGUUUCAUGCUUAUGGAUAUCGUCGACCUUCGCGCGAAGGGCUGGCAUUCAAAGGAAGAUGACAAGGGUCCCAAGACCAUCCAGGAGAUUCGACAAGAAGCUGAACGCCAAGCACGUGAGGAAGAGCUCAAGAGGCUGGCCAGUCAAGGCAACCGGGGUGGCGGUAGGAUGCCAAUGGGCCGUGGUGAUGCUCGAAGUUUCAGUGGCUACGGGGGUCAACUUCCUCCCCCGGACAACUCCAACCGUGUUGGCACAGACGAUUUACGAAGGCUCGGCAACCGCAACGCCCGAAACCCCAGCCACACUGGUACUGGCUCACUGGGACCUCCCAGUAUGCUUGGUGGGCGUACGAACAGUGGACGUCGUGGCUUAGGUCCUGGCGGGCUGCUAGGCCGAGGUGAUGACAGCAAUGCUAGCAGUCGCACUGGAACACCUCCUGCCCAGAAAGAAAAGGAAAAGAAGGACGAGUCCAGCACCAAUGCUUUCAGUGCUCUCGCCGCUCUCGAGAAUGAUGCACAUGAUGCACCAGGCUCGCCGCCAUCUAACCCAGCCUCACCUCCUUCACAAAAGUCGCAGCCGAACAUUGAACGAGAGCGAUCAAGAUCACCGGCCAAAGCCGCCGAGUGAGAAUCCUCGCUAUCCGUUCUCAGAGUGUACAACAUAAUGCAAUUCGAACACUAAUAAUUGACCGACGUGCCGCUUGUGGGGAGGCUGAACGAAAGAUGUGCAUUGAUACCCGGCGUGAGCCACUUGUUUAGCAUUUCAGCGGAGCGGGCCUCGUUGUCACAAAAAGGAAUCUUCGGCGAGCGACAUUCUUCUAGAGACAACAUUCAAUCGACUCGAGAGCAUCAGAGAAUGCUGAUUCUAGGAUGAUACGUUACGAGAGACCGGUCUUGACAUCGUUCCCUGGCCUGAUUGCAGCGCCUCCCUUCGACAUGCUUUCACCACUAGUCAAAAGCGAGGAAGGCAACACAAUGUCAGGAAUGCUGACCGGACAGACCACCUGAGGUUUGUUUGCCAAUUCUGCAAUGAAUACCGACGCGUCGCCGGUCUUGCGGUCACGAAGUGCGCAACAUGGUCGAAAGGGGUGCUUUUGGGAGGUGCAGCCUCGGAUGAUGACCUGUGUUGACCACGCCGUUCUCUGGCGAGGACAAUGGAGGAUCAUCACCAGGGAGGGCAGACAAAAUGAAUUCUAAUUUUGUGUUUUUACUGCUUAGAUGGUUGAGAGCGUGCGGUUUGUUGUUACUUUUCUUGCAAUUCUUCCAUUAGCCGUGCGAGAGCAGGGCAGUGCUCUCAAGCUGUAUGUUGAGCAAAAUGCAAAUGACAUCAUUCAGGAUAA
Exophiala dermatitidis NIH/UT8656 is the source of this 7102-nucleotide messenger RNA. Its product is annotated as translation initiation factor eIF-4F. Gene Ontology annotation, molecular function: mRNA binding; translation initiation factor activity; protein binding. The record is from RefSeq and is a predicted model, not a curated record. The coding region runs from base 1969 to 6390 and encodes 1473 amino acids. The transcript is spliced from 4 exons. NCBI's taxonomy places the organism in Eukaryota, Fungi, Ascomycota, Eurotiomycetes, Chaetothyriales, Herpotrichiellaceae. Gene Ontology annotation, cellular component: eukaryotic translation initiation factor 4F complex.